AUGACCGGUAGCCAACAUUUAGCUUUCUCGUCGAAGGUGGCGACCUUCGAGGGUUGGAUCGAAGUGAUCGAGAAUGUGUUGGACAUCGAGGGCGUCGACCUGCAGCCCAGGAGGGAGGCAAAUCCAUGGUCCCUCAUCUACUUCGCCAUCUUCCUCGUCAUUGGCGCUUUCCUCGUGUUCAACCUGUUCGUCGGCGUCGUCAUCGACAACUUCUACGCCAAGAAGCGACAGUUGGAGGAGGACUAUUCGGAGCCUACGGCGAGCGAGGGUCAGCGUCGGUACGCCCGGUCACUCCGCCGCCUGCUCGCCCAGAGGCCCGUCAGCCUGGUGGCCAGGCCGGCCGGCAGGUUUCGAGGCUUUCUCUACGACGUGGCCGCCAGCAAGGAGCUGGCGGUGGCGUCCGCUGUGCUGGCCCUGCUGAAUGGCAUGCUGCUGGCGUCGGAGCGCUACGAGUGGAACGGCCGGCAGCGGGCGGCGCUGGGUCACGCACACCUCGUCUUCCUGGUGGGACACGCCGGUGAGCUUCUGCUGCGCGCCGCCGCCACGGGCACCGCCUUCUUCGCCGUCAAGUGGAACCAGUUCGAGUUGUGCGCGCUCGUCCUGUCCCUGCUCGGUGACGUCGUCCUUCUGUCCGGCGUGUCCCAGUCUCGUCCCGAGUGGGUGCUGCUGCGGGGUCUGCGCACACUGGCCAUUCUGCGCGUCUUCCGCAGCCUGGUGUCGGUGCGAGGCGUGCGCCAGCUGGUGCUCAUAUUCGCAGCCUCGGUGCCCGCCUUCAUCAACAUCGCCCUGCUUCUGUUUCUCGUCAUGUUCGUCUACGGCGUUCUGGGAGUCUCGCUGUUCGGAACUCUGCGCUCCGACGACAGCUUCAGGUGCCUGACUGACACAGCUGUGUCAUCGCGGCAGUUCCCUUCAGGAACUCGCAACUUGAGAGUGAGCACGUCGGUGAAGGGCGCACCUGCACCGUCGGGAUGA
Molecule: messenger RNA, 972 nt
Organism: Rhipicephalus sanguineus (brown dog tick)
Lineage: Eukaryota; Metazoa; Arthropoda; Arachnida; Ixodida; Ixodidae
Product: sodium channel protein para-like
Exons: 6
Coding region: 1-972 (323 amino acids)
Biological process (GO): membrane depolarization during action potential; neuronal action potential; sodium ion transmembrane transport
Cellular component (GO): plasma membrane; voltage-gated sodium channel complex
Molecular function (GO): voltage-gated sodium channel activity
Source: RefSeq, a predicted model, not a curated record